This is a messenger RNA of Geodia barretti, 2442 nucleotides long. Lineage: Eukaryota; Metazoa; Porifera; Demospongiae; Tetractinellida; Geodiidae. The record is from the annotation of a GenBank genome assembly.
AGUUACUUGUCACCGGAGAAAUCUGUUGACUCAGUCGACGGCGUCGUUCUCCACAGAGACAGCAAGUCGCUAGGUUACAACCCCUUCCCUGUGUUCCAGUUCCCUCAGGCCCCCCAGAAGUUCCCCACCCACCCAGCCCUCCCGUUCAAACCUCGACAGAUUGAGCUGCGGCAACCGCAGAUGAAAUUCACUCCCGGUGCCGGAACGGGACGGGUGAUCAUUCCCCAGACCGAUUCCCCGUUCCCGGCUCCGUAUCUCCAGGGGCGUGGCCCCGGAAUGCAGACGCCGUUUUCGGAGGUCCCGAUCCAAUGCCAGCCACGAACUGCGUUCCAGAUUAACAGAGGAACCGGGAGCAUUCAGGUUGCCACGGCAACGACGCAGGGUCGACAGAUGUCGUUACCAGCGCCCCACAUGAUAACACGGGGAAGAAAACGCAUCUUUUCAAUGGCUGGCAAACAGACCGUCGGGGGUUACGAGGGGAUGGAAGACGAAAGAUUACAAAGAAGAAAGCGACUAAUGCACCGAGCACGAACGGUCGGCAGCUCACCUUCGCAGCAACCGACAAUCGAUGCCGAAAAGCUCCGUAGAUGUCAAACUCCCGAUUUCUCCCUCGAGGACACGGACAAGCUGAAACCCCGGGAAGGAAAGAAAGGUCUUGCACUGCGAAAGUGUAAGACGCCAGACACCAUUAUGAUGAGAGGGGGCUCGAAGAGAGACGGGGGAGGGGUGGGGGAGGGAGGGACAAAGAGGUUUUCAGAGUCGCCGGAAACCGAGGGGUCGUCGAGUUUGACCGCCUCCCCGGAGUCUAAAUCAGGGGGCCACCCCGAAGACGAACGAGAGGUCGAAGGUGAAGAGGAGGAGGGAGGGAAGGAGGAGAGGGGCUUUCGGGGUGCGGCUUCAGCAGCUGAGCAUAUGUCGGUUGCCAAGGUACUCUCUCUGGACAGCGGUCGGCGGAGGUUGGGGUCGUGGAGAGAAAGAUUGAGAAAAGAUCCCGGUUCCCCGCAAGAGGGGGCGAGCAAAUCAGCCAAAAUCCCCAGCCACAUUACAUCAUCGACGUCCGCAUAUCUCCUAAGCAGUGGGAUAGCUGCAGGGGACACUAGCGGUGCAGAAGUUACGUCGACGACGGAUGAAAACCCCCCCUACAUCUAUUUCUCUCUCUACUUUGACAUUCAGCGAAGGGCGCUCAUGGUCAACCUCAUAAAAGUCGAAAAUCUUCCUCUGAAACCUCCAAACCAGGGCUCGUGUGACCCGUUCGUGAUGCUGUUUCUUCUGCCCAACAAGCAAGAGGUUCUGCAGUCGGUCGUCAAGCAACGGACGUUGAAUCCCGAGUUUCAGCAGGUGUUCGAGUUUGGAGGAAUUCUGGCAAACGACUUGAAGAAUCAGGUCUUGGUUUUUCGCGUCUUUGACCACGACAGGUUCUCAAAGAAUGACCUGAUGGGAACGGUGAUAAUGCCACUGAAGGACGCGGAUCUGUAUGGCGUGCUGAUGAGGAGACCCGUGGACCAGAGAAAGGGGCUGCUGAAGCAAUUCUCGGCGGGCGAUCUCCUCUUUUCCCUGACGUACUCUGAAGAAAGGAGGGUGAUCAAUGGAAUAAUUCUGAAGGCUACAAACCUUCGCAAGGCUGAUAUCUGGGGACUGGCAGGUAUUAUUCUAUUGUGUAUUACACACCUUUUCAAAACACCACUACAUAGCUAAAAAUCCUGUUCUGUUACGUCGAAACCUCUAUAGUUCUAGCUGUUUUGCUGCAUUCGUUGCAGAUCCGUAUGUGAAGAUAUACAUGAUCCACGAGAGCAAACGAAUGAACAAGUGGAAAACGGAGGUCAAGAAAAACACGCUCGUCCCGAUCUACAACGAGUCGUUCCAGUUUGACGUGUCCGGUCUCGACAUCCGCAAUGUCAGCCUCGAGGUAUGGGUCAUGGACUACGACUGGUUUAGCCGGAACGACAAGAUGGGCGUGGUUUACGUCGGGGCAAAUUCCCCCCAGGAAGUGGGUCGUAAUCACUGGAUGGAGAUUAUCAGUGCCCCUGAGCACCAGACCAGUCACUGGCACACAAUUAUUCCUUACACUGACUUAAAGCAAGUACUGCCACUGGCAAAACAACAGCUGCAACAAAGGCAACAACAACAACAAGAACUGCAACAACAACAACAACAACAAAGGCAACAACAGCAUCGACGUCAACGGCAACGACGAGUCCAAUACUUGCAACCCCCGCCAAACCCCGCCCAGCAACAGCAGUUGCCAGGCAGCGAUACAAACACGUCUGACGCAUCAGCAGCCCCCUGAUAGAUACAAUCUAGCUAGAGUGUCGUUUUUUGCGAUUUGUACGUUUUACUUGUGCGUAUACAGAGCCUUUUAUGUAUUCAAUCAGUCACGUUUUCAUUUUUGAGGUUUUAUGCAUCGAUUUUUUGUGAUCAUGAUUGGUAUUUAUCAGAAGUGAC